Messenger RNA from Nomia melanderi (Alkali bee), 3702 nucleotides. Its product is annotated as angiotensin-converting enzyme. Gene Ontology annotation, molecular function: peptidyl-dipeptidase activity; metallopeptidase activity. Gene Ontology annotation, cellular component: plasma membrane. Gene Ontology annotation, biological process: proteolysis. The record is from RefSeq and is a predicted model, not a curated record. Lineage: Eukaryota; Metazoa; Arthropoda; Insecta; Hymenoptera; Halictidae.
GCCGUGUGUCACGUCAUGUCACGCUGGCCACCAGUAACGCACCGCUGUCGCAGCGAACUGGCAAUGAUGCGAAGGAAUUCUGAUCGCGCGAACUUUGUACAAAUAGUCAUAGAGUGAACGCGGUGCCGAUAACGCCGAUACCGUUCGAUCGCGAUCGUCGAAGUAAGCGCGCCUCUUUCCGCCUUUCGCCCGUCGGUUUUUCCGAGAAGAAAACGCGAACCGAUUCCGAGGAAACGGAUUCUCUCUCUCUCUCCCCCCGGCCGCGAAAGGUUUUUCCCCCGGGUCCCUGAAAAAGUCACGUAAGAGAGGAAGGACGAACGACGCUCUCCGCGUUCGUUCCCUCGGCAUUCGCGUGAACCGCCGCGUUCCUCUUCGACACGUUCCGCACGGGAAACCCAUCAGAGAGAAGUGAAAACGUGAACAGUCGAGCGGACAGACGCUCGGCCAGCAAAGCACAAAGGGAUGCCAUCAAAAUGGGCUUGGAUAAUUUUUAAUCUGGUGAUUUACGCCGCCGCUUCGUUCGAAAAUGACUCAGCGAAGGCUUUCAUAGAAUUAAUCGAGUUCGAUUACGAGGAUUCUUGCGCUAGUACAGCUGAAGCCGAAUGGACAUUCAUUAAUUUCCCGUCUAAUGAAACGUUGUCUACAUGGGAAGAGAAACUGAUAGAUUAUGCUAUAUUUAAGAACGUACACAGAAUUGAAGUUGCUAAUAAGUCCAAGAAUAUCAGUGAUCCACCCUUGAAGUACAAGUAUGACAUUGCUGUGACAAUAGGUGAUGCCCUAUUGAACCAGAGUGAUUUUAGAAAACUUGUUCGCUUUGCUGGUGCAGCAGAGUUUCAAAGGUUAUCUGCAGUGCAUAGAGGAGUAUUGAAGAACCACACACGUAAAGAUGUGGAACGUCAGCUGUCUCUUAAUAACAGUAUUGAAGAAAAGAAAAAUGUUUGGACAGCUUGGCAUCAAGAGCUGGCCGUGUUAGUUAAAAAUAUUUCAACUAUACUCCCACUUGUUGAACAAGCUGCCAAAGAAAAUGGUGCCAAAGAUGUUACAGAAUACUGGGAACUGUUAAGUGGAUUCCCUGAUGGUUACAACAAAAUUAAAUAUGAAUGGAACAAAAUUGCUGAUCUUCAUAAGAAACUAUUGAAGCAUGUAAUGAACAAUUUUUCUCACAAGUAUCAUAUCACUAUGAAUGAGACUGUCCCAGCUUAUUUACUUGGGUCGCUACAAGGAAGUGAGUGGACUCCCAUAUCAGUGGAUGCAUCUUCUGAGCCAGACUUAAUGUUCGACAUAAAAAAGAAUCUUUGGAAAAGAAAACUUCUUGGUAAAACACUGUACAAGCGUGCUUCUGACAUGGGUAUGCAACUGCUAAAGCAUGUUCCAAAUUCAGAAUUUUGGGAUAAAAGCCGUUUCAACCAACAGUGUCCAUCAAAGCUAAUUAAUUUCUGUAAAGGUGGCAACUUGAGAGUAUCCACUUGCUAUGAGCCCACUGUGAGCAAUUUUGUUUCUGCUCAUAAGAACGUAGGAAAAACUUUAUUCAAUCAGAUGUCUGCGAACAAUAUUAUAGUACUUAAUACAGCCAACCGAUAUUCCGUUUUGGAAGAAGCCGUGUCAGAACUGUUUGGCAUCCUAGCAGCUAGUCCUGCUUGGUUGAAUCAUGUCCGCGUUAUAGAUAAUUCUACUGAUAACGACCAACACCAAAUGGUAUCUCUAAUGAUAACAGCACUAGAUGUACUCCCUAGGCUAACUUACUACAUGGCCGCCGAUAUGUGGAGAAUUAAUGCCAUUCAAACAGGCAUCACCGAUUCCAAGGAAUUAACCGCAUCUUGGUGGCAAUACAGGCAAGAGUACCAAGGCAUUGACGACGAUGGGACAGAAAUACCUACGUUCUUAAACGACGAUUAUAUCACCAGUAAUAAACCAUAUCUUCCUAAGUUAACCGGCACGAUUCUUGCGUUCCAAUUGUACCACUACCUAAUGGAGUCCACGGAAGUGAGAUACGACCUGAUAGAGGGAAAACAAACAAAAGCUGACUUUAUAAAAAUGAUUCACCACGGAGGUAGCGAUGAUUGGUCAAGAGUGAUCAACACUUUCUUGGAAAUAGACGAGAUAUCACCUUACUCGCUUGUAUCGUUCUUCUCUAUGUUGGAAGAUCUGAUAGACACGUUAGACGAAGACUUCGAGUACAGAGCGGCGACCGGUAAAGAGUCGGAGCUACAGGAAUUAGAAAAGAGGAUCAUCGAGGAAGUUAAUGCCCCCACGACGACCAGCACAGCGCGUACCACUGUCGCGAAGAGGAAAAUGACGACGGCGAUGCCCCCCAAUAAACAGAACGACGGAAAAAGCGAUACGAAUGCGGUAGCUGGUAGCGAUAAGAGCUUAGAUUCUAAGUCAUCCGUGCACGCGACGGAGGAGAAGUCGGCGAACCAUAAAACGUUACAAUCAGAAUCGUCAACUAAAGUUCCUUUUAACGAGUCAUUAUACAAUAGUAUAGAAGAAGACGAUGAACAAGACAAUAAACCAAAGAUAAAUACUAGUAAAGCGGUGUGGGCGGUUGGAGCGGUGCUCUUAGCGACGAUAGUGAUUUGCGUGAUAGCGAUUUUCGGCCGACGGAGAUGUCGUAAAACGCCAAAAAAUAGACGAUACGUUUAACAGCCGUACGCUCGGAGCAUAGAGGAAGCAUAUUUCGGUGAUUAUAUAGAAUCGUACACAUCUCGCAGAUUUCAAUUGUAUUGAAAGACGUUAUGAAAAUCGAUGCACCGAUUCAUUUCGUGUACGAACGUGAUCGUUGCUCGCUUCUCGACAAUUUUGUAUCGUAUUAUUUUGAUGGUAUUGUUUGUAUUCUGACAAUAGAAUGCAUUGUAUUAAGAAUACUUUUGUAAAUACGUAUCUUGGAAAUUAAAGCAGAGCAGUGUUUGUAUUCGUACGUGAAGUGAAUCAGGACAUUGAUCUGAACAUAUUUCAAGAUCACUGAAGUCGACAAGAUAGACGUUAUUCCAUAUAAUUGUUGCAUAUUUAUUCUUUGCAUUUAGAUCGUAAGUCUUUUUUUUUAAUCCAAAUACAUCAUCGCGAAGCCUGUCAUCUAGGACACUAACCAAUUCGCAAUAUCGAGACAUUGCACAUUCCUUACGCUGCUCAUUGUUCAAGGAAAACGAUAUUCUCGUCACAGUUUCUCAGGUCAAUGAGCGAUUCAUGCAGGAGAGAAUGUCCAAGAAAAUUCAUUGAAAUUUCGAAGAUGAAGACACGGGGAAAAGUUGGAAUCAUUUGUUCUACCAAUUCGUCAUCGAAGUGUAAUUUAAACUGCGAUAUGCGUAUGUACGUAUGCAUAGUUUAGCCGCUUGUCUUACGAAUUUUUCUUUCUUUGCGUUCGAUGGCGCGAAAUUUUUCGCGCCAUUUCGCUUACACGAGUCAACGAGCAGGUUCGAACCUGCCCAACCCGGAAUCGACCAAUGAGAGCACAGUCGUGCGAUCGGACGUGUCGCCAUUGUUAUAUUUUACUCAGAUUACUAAAAAUAAAUAUUGAUAGGAUGUUACUGUAAGAUAAGAGGUUAAUACUGUUCCAAGACGAAAAUGAUAUAUAUUUGUUUUUGUUUGUAUAUUCGUACCGAAUCGCCCAUAAAUAGAACGCGAGCGUAGCGUCAAAGAUUAUUCUACCAUGCCAAGUACAACAGUGUUUCCUGCACAAGUACGCCAAACCAAUUGAAAAAAAAA